CUGGGGUUCCUUCAUGGGAACGUUUAAUUGUAUUUGAAAGUAGUUCUGUCCCCACUAGAUGUGGGUUUGUUGCUGAUAUUUCUCCAUCUUUUCAAAUGCUGGAGCACCUGAAAAACUCCAGGGUAGCAAGGGAAUGGCUCUUUAUCACCUGCAUGAAGUGUCUGAGGGGGUCAAACUGCUGCUUCUAAUGUUAAAAAAAGAAAGAAGAGAAAGAGCACGCAGGCAUUGAAAUGGGCUGCUUUUGCCAGGAAUCCUUUCUCCUUUGGACAGCAGCUGGUUUGCUCCCAGCCCAGAGCUGUAGAUUCUGUUGAGGAAGCUUUUCAAUUCAGCAUUUUCUAGUCAAGACACUCAAGGCUUGUCUAGCUACAUGAUUGUGGCUUUGGGAGCCAGUGUCUAAUUUAAUCUUGAAGCUGCUGUGGAAAGAGGAAGGAAGAAGCUUUUACCAGAGAAAAGCCAGCCCAUACAAAGGCAAAAACAGUAAAAAUUUGCAAAUGCCAAGAUACCACAAAUCCAAAGUGGUAAAACCUGUGCACCAGCAUGACCUGGACUCAGCUGGGCAAAUAGCAACCAUGAAUAAUUUAAAUAACACUAUAGCUUAAUAACAUUCAAGGAUUUUUUAGAUUAGCCCAAGAAACAAAACCCUUCCGCUGCAGGUCAUAUUUGGCUUUCCUCCUCGGGUUUUCUGCCUCUGCAGGGUUUUGCAGGGGGUUAAUAACCACAAAGGAGAUCUGUUCAGUUUUCUAGAGACAGGUUGAAAGUGUAUCCAACCUCAAACUAGUGUUAAUCAAAACAAAACAACAAACCAGGAGUAAAAAUUGCUGCUGCAAAAAUGUUUCUAAAUCCAAUCCUUUUCCUGGUCCAGCCCUGCUGCCCUGGCUGUUCUGUUCAGAGCAGGGCAGACACUCCCUGCAGGGGGGUCUGUGUGUCCUGCACAUCACCAGCUGCAGCCCAGUGGCUCCCUGGAGAGAAUUCUGCUAUGUAAUGAGCUCCCCCCAUUCCCAAAGCUGCUUUCCUGGGGCUCCCAGCGAGCAGGAGGUGGCAGAGGCUGAGCCUUCCCUCUCCAGCUUCCAGCCAGACCCUCCAGAGCUGCCUGAUCCGCUGACAGGGCUGGGGAGAUCCUCCUCCUCCUCCUCCUCCUCAGGCGAUGGACUAACAGGGAAACAGGCAGCAAAAUGAAGCACAGCCUGGCCAAGGCGCUGUACGACAACAAGGCCGAGUGCUCGGACGAGCUGGCGUUCCGCAGGGGGGACAUCCUGACGGUGCUGGAGCGGCACGUGCUGGGCAGCGAGGGCUGGUGGUGGUGCUCCCUGCACGGCCGCCACGGCCUGGCCCCCGCCAACCGCCUGCAGCUCCUGCCGGCCACCCCGGCCCAGAGUGACCAGCCCACGGAGCCGCCAGCGGGACACAACAUCUACCAGGUGCCCUCCGUGCCCAAGGCCGCGGUGCUGUCGGCCACCUACGAGAAGAUGGAGGGCUGGGUGCAGGCCCCGGCCACGGGCUCGGCCGCUGCGGCCCAGGCCGUGUACCAGGUGCCGGCCCUGGCGGCGCAGCUGCUCAGCGAGAGGACCAAGCGCUCCGUACACCAGCACCUGUUCACUCUGCCGAGAGCCUGCCGGGCUUCAGCCCCAAACAUCAGGGGUGAGGUGUACGAUGUCCCCUCCGCACAGCGCCGCGGGUCCCUGCUCACACAGAGCAGUGCCACUCCCCCCAGCACACAGAAGGGCUCCGUGCUGGGCAGAUCCACUGAGAUCUUCCAGGAGGAGCAGAAGCAGCUUUACAACAUCCCCUCCAACCCAGAAAAAGCAGGAGCUGGCAGCCAGAAGGACUCAGCAGCAGGCAAUUUAUAUGACGUCCCUCCCAAAAGAGAACUCAAUGACUCAGAAAAUAAAUCUCAGAAAAAGUGCCGGGGCCAUUACAACACUUUGCCAAACCCUCGGAAAUCCGAAUGGAUCUACGAUAUUCCGGUAUCCCCUGAAAAUUCCGGAUUCAAAGCAAACCCUCCUGGCCAGUCUGUGGAGAAGCAGGUGCUGUAUGACAUACCCCCAGCCAGGUACAAGGCUCCAGCCACAACCACGGAAGCCAAGGCUGGAAAUCCACAGUUAUACAACAUUCCACCGAGCCAGCGGAAAUUAACCCUUCCAGAAAUCCCCCUUUACGACGUUCCAUCCUCACGGGAUGCGCUCCCCUUGCCACAGAACGGCAGCUGUGAGGUGCCCCUGAGUCUCCUGGCCCCCAAGGCUGAGAAUCAGAUCUCUGGGGAGAAUGUUUAUGAUAUUCCCAAAGGUUUGCCCAGCGCUGGGCACCCCAAGAAAGAGAUGGAAAACAACAGCGAUGGCUCUGGAGACCAAGCACGCGGCGCUUCUCCACAGCUCUCAGGGGACACCAAGUCAGAAAAUGACCCUUUUAGUGUCUCUAGUGUGGACAGCAGAAGCAGCACUCUCUCCUCAUCCUCCAGCUCUUCUGCUGAGUCGUUUUCUACUCUGUCACCAUUGCCAGAGCCUGUCCAAGAAAUUAAACUGGAGCUGGAAGAAGCCAUCGAGACCCUGACUCGGCUGCAGCACGGAGUGUCCAGCUCCAUUGCCAGCUUAAUGAUCUUUGUGAGCAGCAAGUGGAGGUUGCAGGAGCACCUGGAGAAAAGCCUGGAGGAGAUCCACAGAGCAGUGGACCACAUAAAGGUGUCACUGGGAGAGUUCCUGGCUUUUGCUCAAGGCCUGAAGGGAAAUGCCUCCAACCUCACUGAUAACAACCUGCAGGCCAGGAUUAAAAAACAGCUUGAAAUCCUCAUGAACUCCUACAAAAUAUUGACAGAAACAAGGGAAGCUCUCAACAACUGCAGCUGGUCCCUGGAGGCUUUGGUGCUCAGGAAGCCCCAGAGCAACCCUGAUGACCUGGAUCGCUUUGUUAUGGUGGCCCGGACAAUUCCAGACGAUAUCAAGAGGUUUGUGUCCAUCAUCAUCGCCAACGGGAAGCUGCUCUUCAGGAAGAGUGAGAAGGAGCAAGAAACGAAGCAACCAAAAGUGAACCCAGAAUGCAAAAUGGCAAAACAAAUCCCAGUGCCAAGAAGAGUAGAAAUAGAGUCACUCCAGAGAAAUGCUCCUGAUAAAACCAUCCAAAGCCAGGUCCCUUUGGAGAAACCAGAAGAAAAUUCCACCGAGGAUUGUGAUUAUGUCCAGUUACAGGCACAGAAAGUCAUUUCAGGUAAAGAAGUAGCAAUGAAGAGUACAGAGUCAAACCUGAAGGUUUUGCCAUGUGCAAAAAAGACUCUGAAUCCCAGCAGGCAGGACCUUGGCAGGAAAAUCCCCCUCCCAGAGCACUGCAGGCUGUGCUUCGCUGCCCUGCACAAGGCGAUCGGGGUGUUCACCACCAGCCUCCGCAACCAGCAGCCGCCCGAAAUCUUCAUCUCCCACAGCAAACUCAUCAUCAUGGUGGGGCAGAAGCUGGUGGACUCUCUGUGCCAGGAGACCCAGGAGAGGGACGCCCGCAGCGACAUCCUGCACAGCAGCAGCCGCUUCUGCAGCCUGCUCAAGAACCUGGCCCUGGCCACCAAAACCGCAGCCCUCAAAUAUCCCAACGCAGAGGCCACCAGGGAGCUGUGGGAGCAGACGGAGGAGCUGGCCAAGUACACCCAGCAGUUCAGAGCCAUGAUGGACUGAGGGACCUGGUUUUGCUCCUCUGGACACCAAUUUGCACUCAGAAUUCCUGCCAGGAAUUCGCUGGGUGCUGGUGCACUGUUAGCAGGUGAAGAUCCCCACAGCAGCUGGUGCAGAAAAAUUCAAUCUGCACUUUCUUCUCCACUGUUCACAUCCCACCUGGAAAUGUCAUUGUCACAGUGACUGGGUGGGAAUGUUUGCUGUGUAUUGGAGCAAAAGUUGUUGAUUAUCAGACUGAUUUCUUCUUUUUUUGUUCUCUAUGUAUGUCAGAUAAAUGUAUUUUCCUUUUUUAUUUCUUUUUUUAUUCAUGUAAAGUCUCUCUUUAAAUGUAGCUGCACAAUGUUUUGUAACUUAUGAUAUCCCAGUAUCGACUGUUUCCUGAGGACUUUACUCAAAAUUUGUAAUUACAGGGUUUUUUUACACAGCUGCAAAGCUAAUUUUUGGGUUUAAUAUACAAAUACAACACAGUACAAAAUCUGGCCAA
Molecule: messenger RNA, 4134 nt
Organism: Corvus hawaiiensis (hawaiian crow)
Lineage: Eukaryota; Metazoa; Chordata; Aves; Passeriformes; Corvidae
Gene: CASS4
Product: Cas scaffold protein family member 4
Exons: 7
Coding region: 1173-3653 (826 amino acids)
Biological process (GO): cell surface receptor protein tyrosine kinase signaling pathway; cell migration
Cellular component (GO): plasma membrane; cytoplasm
Molecular function (GO): protein binding
Source: RefSeq, a predicted model, not a curated record